UGCAUCGUUGGCAUUUUGACCUCAGAUCUGAUCUUCGAGCAGUCAACAGCAGACGGGGGUUUAUUUGCAAAACCUCAACCCUUCAAUCUACAAUAAUUUUGACCCCCCUCCUUUUCUCCCUCCGCCGCUAUCUCCCUCAAGUUCGACGAUUCUGGAGGCGAUCGCCGCUCCGACGGACAACUUCAAGCUUUCAAAAGUAAAAGGUGCCUAGGUGCUAAGCCCCAUGUCCGGGGUCUAGAAGCGCCCUCUGUAUUCCAAAACACUGGAUUAAACCAUUCUUACAUAAUCAGAGCUGUUGGUUAAUGGAGAAGAAAAGUAGCAUCAAGUCAUCCACUCUCCUCGGGAGGAUAUGGGGUUUCUUUCAAAAAUGCCUCUUUUUAGUGCUCUCCUUUGGUCCCAUGCCUAACCAUAUAGCAUUCAUAAUGGACGGAAAUCGGAGAUUCGCCAAGAGCAGGGGUAUUAAACAAGGCGGAGGUCACAGUAUUGGCUUUGCAGCCCUCAUAUCUACUCUUCAGUAUUGUUAUGAAAUGGGAGUGAAAUAUGUAACUGUAUAUGCUUUCAGUAUCGAUAAUUUUAAACGAAAGCCAGAAGAAGUCCAAUCUGUGAUGAAGCUGAUGCAGGAGAAAAUAGACGAACUUCUUAAGGAAGAAAGCAUUGUGAAUGAGUAUGGUAUUAGGAUCAAUUUUUGGGGGAACCUGAAACUUUUGAGCGAUCCAGUAAGGUUGGCAGUUGAGAAGGCAAUGACUACCACAGCCAAGAACACAGGGCCGGUACUCUCAGUAUGUGUGGCCUACACCUCUACAGAUGAGAUCAUGCAUGCCAUUGAAGAAUCAUGUACAAAAAAGAUCAAUAAGGUACAAGAAAGGAAUGGUAGUGGUUAUGAAAUUAUGGAAAACUUGGUUUCAGUAGCUGAUUUGGAGCAGCUUUUGUAUACGGCAGAUUGCCCUGACCCUGAUAUUGUGAUUAGGACUUCAGGGGAAACUCGUCUGAGUAACUUUCUUCUGUGGCAGACUACUUUUUCGCACUUGCAGAAUCCGUCCCCUCUAUGGCCUGAGUUCUCUUUUAGGCACUUGGUGUGGGCUAUACUGGAGUACCAGAAGGUCUACCCUUAUUUAAAAGAGCUAAGGAGCAAAAAUAAAAAGCAGAAUUGAAGGAUUAGUUCCAAUUUUUGGAUACUUAGUAAUUUUUAUAUGUCUCGUAUUCUGAUUUUGACCUAUAUGAGAGUCGUACCUUAUUUUGUGGAAUAUAUAUGAAGUUAGAUGACAAUGAUCAAUAUACAAGUGAUUCAACAUACAUCUACCAGUUGUAAACUGUGAACAGUACAUUAUAAAUAUGUGAACUCCCCUAAAGACUCUCCUUCAGAAGCCAGUGGCAACUCUGUGGUGAUUGAUAAUGGGAAACUACCCUUUAAGAGCGAUUAAAGUGGGAUGUUAAUAUUAUUCUGAAGCUUCCUGCCUCUGUAAAGAAGGUGCAACUUCUCGGACCAAUAGGAAGGUGGUUGUGAAUUCAAUUCUGAUAUCCCUGUUGCUCCUGAGAAGUUCUGCUGCUGUUGGAAUUUGCCACAGAUAAGCAUUGCUCCUUUUUCCUACGUCAGAAGAAAGAAGAUGGCUGCUAGUGGUGAUUCUGUUAUUGAAGCAUAUAGAAAGAGCAUUUGCAUGCUUGUAAUAGAUAAGUUACAGAUGCGAAAAUCUUGGUAGAUAUCGUCGAUAGUACAGUCUAAAUCGAGCUUGAUGGGUGUAUUGAGUAGAAGAGUCAUUCGAAUCAUUCGAAUGACCAAGGUGAAAGCAGUUCCUCCUUUCUACGUGAUUCUUUCAGCCAACACGAGGAACUAGUAACUUGGAUACCAUUUUCUGGCUGAAGAUAGUUGAAGUUACUUGAUUUGUUUGUAUUUGUCCUGUAACAGUUACUUCCUCCUUUAAACCAUGUAGGAAUAUUGAGUAGUAAGAGGGUCAAUAAUAACAGAUGCUGGUUGAAUACAAGAUCAAUGAUUCUUGAAGUAUAUCAGAUGACAAAUACUGUUUAAAUCUUGUAUGAACUUGAAUUUUCAUAAA
This is a messenger RNA of Asparagus officinalis (garden asparagus), 2051 nucleotides long. Its product is annotated as dehydrodolichyl diphosphate synthase 6-like. Gene Ontology annotation, cellular component: endoplasmic reticulum. Gene Ontology annotation, biological process: polyprenol biosynthetic process. The transcript has 4 exons. The coding region runs from base 303 to 1151 and encodes 282 amino acids. NCBI's taxonomy places the organism in Eukaryota, Viridiplantae, Streptophyta, Magnoliopsida, Asparagales, Asparagaceae. The record is from RefSeq and is a predicted model, not a curated record.